AUGUCAAUUAAAACGUAUCCGAUUUUUACAUUCCGUUGGCUCGCAGUUCAUGCAUUAGCAGUACCAACAGUAUUCUUCCUUGGUUCAAUUACAGCAAUGCAAUUUAUUCAACGUUAA
This is a messenger RNA of Bathycoccus prasinos, 117 nucleotides long. NCBI's taxonomy places the organism in Eukaryota, Viridiplantae, Chlorophyta, Mamiellophyceae, Mamiellales, Bathycoccaceae. The record is from the annotation of a RefSeq genome assembly.